UCGUUUUCAAAAAAAUCGGACUAGUACAAUUACGCUAUUUCGGCGUUGCGGUUGUUUAUUCAACCACAAUCGAAUUGAAUACGUACUUAAUAUCCAUCAUGAUAUCAUCGAAACAAGUGGAUAAAACGAAAACAUCCAUAACCGAGAAUGUGGCACUCACCGAUACAAAUCUGGACGGUGACUGGCCGAACUUUUUUCUGUUGAUAUUGAUGUACGCGAUGCAAGGCUUGUGUUUAGGCUUAAUAUCAGCUAUACCGAUAUUGUUGAAAAGCAGGUCCGGUGGCACGUACUACGAACAGGCUCUAUACAGUUUUUCAGGAUAUCCAUUUAGCAUAAAACUGUUGUGGGCUCCGUUGGUAGACGCAUUUUUUAUACAAAAACUUGGAAGGCGAAAGUCUUGGCUUAUACCAACUCAAAUUUUAAUCGGGAUUAUUUUACUUUACGCGGCUACCGUCAUCGACAUAUUUCUGCCAGAAACUGGGAAACCAAAUAUUGUUGCACUGAUUGUGGUGUUCGGUGCACUAAGCUUUCUGUCCGCCACACAAGACGUAGCUGUUGAUGGUUGGGCCUUGACGAUGCUGAAAAAAAACAAUGUAGGCUAUGCAUCGACUUGCAAUUCGACGGGACAAGCGUUAGGCAUGCUAUUGGGUAACUACAUAACAGUUUUGUUCACGUCAAAAGAAUUUUGUAAUACAUUUCUACGAUCUUCACCUGCCACGGAAGGAAUAGUGUCAUUCCAGAACUUGCUAUUUGGUUGGGGCAUUACAUUUAUUUUGUUAACUAUGUCGAUUGCCAUAUUCAAAAAAGAAAAAGAUAGCACCUUAGACGAUGAUUAUUUAGAAGUUAAUAUUGUUCAAAACUAUUUACUAUUGUGGAAUAUUUUCAAACUACGCAAUGUUCAAAUAUUGGCGGCAGCAUUAUUAACUGUAAAGAUCGGAUUUGCUGCAACAGAUUCUGUAGCGAAUUUCAAACUUAUGGAUGCAGGUUUAUCUAAAGAUGAUAUUACAGUUAUACAGUCAGUGGUUCCUGGAAUAAAUUUGUUUGUUCCAUUAAUUGUGGCAAAAUACACAUCAGGUCCAAAACCGAUAAGUGUAUAUAUAAAAUUAAUACCAUACAGAUUGUUAUUGAAUUUGGCAUUUCCUGUAUUUGUUUAUUUUACUCCAGCAAUGAUUUAUAAAGACGGAGUUAUAAAUAUUCCGAUUUAUUACUACGUGAUUUUUGUCAUACUAACAUUUUUACAUCAAAUCUUUAUGUACAUCAUGUUUGUAGCUAUGUUAUCGUUUUUCAAUCGGAUAAGCGACCCUCGGUUUGGCGGAACUUACAUGACGCUGUUGAAUACACUUUCAAAUUUUGGAAUCAAAUGGACAGCCACAGCAGCAUUUGGAUUGAUUAAUUUUCUAACGAUCAAAAAAUGUCCACCAGAACACCGGAACAUAAACGCAGCGAAUGAAGAUGAUUGCGACGUAACAAUAGACGGCUAUUACAUAGAGACGAUUCUGUGUUCUGUCAUUGGAAUUAUAUGGAUUUCCAUUUUUAGAAAAAAACUUAAACGCUUUCAAACUUUGAGUCCUUCCCAUUGGUUGGUUCAUGGAAAUAUCCCAAAUGCGGCAAUUGAUAAAAAUGCAUGUGUUAUGACCGUAACACCAUGAUUUUUAUUCGAAAGAUUAUUGUUACGAUAUCAAAUGUAAUUUAUUUAUAUCAUACUAACUACACACGUGGGCGUAUAUUUAUGAUGUGAUUAUCGUGUACUAUUGUAAUAUAUUAUUUAUUAUCGGACUGUAAUAUAAUUACUCGUGACUCAUUCAUGUCAAACAUUGAACAUAAAUAAACAUUAAUUAAAUAAAGUCAAACAUAAA
Molecule: messenger RNA, 1856 nt
Organism: Sipha flava (yellow sugarcane aphid)
Lineage: Eukaryota; Metazoa; Arthropoda; Insecta; Hemiptera; Aphididae
Product: acetyl-coenzyme A transporter 1-like
Exons: 9
Coding region: 99-1649 (516 amino acids)
Cellular component (GO): membrane
Molecular function (GO): acetyl-CoA transmembrane transporter activity
Source: RefSeq, a predicted model, not a curated record